ACCUGUGUGUGGACCUAUGUGAGGGAGCAGCGGCUGGAGAUCUGCAGGACAGAAACAGAAGACUGCUUUGAGGAAAUACAGUUUAUGUUUUAGGAAGAUCCUAAUGGAUUUAUAAAUGCCAACACCGUAACUUUGUUCCACCUUCAGCUUCAGAGAUGGAUUUCAACACAAACUUCCUCCGACCAGACCAACAUACAAACGGCAGCAUGCAGAAGCAGGUGGAGGUGCGGAUGGAUGAGAGCCACAUCGAGCCCCCAGGGGAAACCCCCAAGAGCCUGUGCAACACCGUGUGCGAUAAAGUCAUGAAGAACAUGGUGCUGACCCUCACCAUCCUGGGUGUGUUCCUGGGCUCCAUCUCAGGCAUGCUCUUGCGACACAUCUCUCCGCUGCCCGCAGAUGUGAUCAUGAUAAUCGGGUUCCCUGGAGAGAUCCUCAUGAGGAUGCUCAAGAUGCUGAUCCUCCCACUCAUCGUCUCCAGUCUGGUCACAGGCCUGGCUGGGUUAGACGCCAAAUCCAGCGGGCGUCUGGGCACCAGGGCAAUGGUGUACUACAUGACCACCACAGUGAUUGCAGCCGUCCUGGGUGUAGUGCUGGUUCUACUCAUCCACCCAGGGAACCCUAAACUGAGGGCCAACCUGGGCCAGGGCAAGAAGAAUGACGACGUGUCCAGCCUGGAUGCCCUCUUUGACCUCAUCCGCAACCUGUUCCCUGAGAAUCUGGUUCAGGCCUGUUUCCAGCAGAUCCAGACGGUGACCACUAAAGUCCAGGUGCCCACCAACAGAACCAGAGCUCCCCCACAGUUCACCAUCAAGAGGUCACUGCAGUUCAAAGGUGGCAUGAAUGUGCUGGGACUGAUUGGAUUCUUCGUCUCCUUUGGUGUCAUUAUGGGAAAGAUGGGAGAACGAGCCCGUCUUAUGUUGGACUUUUUCAACGUGCUCAAUGAAAUUGUGAUGAAGCUUGUUAGUGCCAUUAUGUGGUACUCUCCUGUGGGUAUUGCCUGUCUCAUCUGUGGGAAGAUCAUCUCCAUCGCAGACCUGGAGGUGGUAGCACGGCAGCUGGGCAUGUACAUGGUCACCGUCAUUGUGGGUCUCAUCAUCCAUGGAGGCAUCUUCCUCCCCCUCAUAUACUUCAUCAUCGUCAGGAAGAACCCCUUUAAGUUCUUCAUGGGAAUGUUCCAGGCCUGGGUCACAGCCCUGGGCACAGCCUCCAGCGCUGGGACACUGCCGGUUACAUUUCGCUGUCUGGAGGAAAACUUGGGGAUUGACAAGAGAGUGACACGCUUUGUGCUCCCUGUGGGUGCCACCAUCAACAUGGACGGCACAGCACUGUACGAGGCUGUGGCCGCCAUCUUCAUCGCCCAAAUGAACGGCAUCGAUCUGGACUGGGGCCAAAUCGGCACCGUCAGUGCGACUGCCACCCUGGCCAGUGUGGGAGCUGCCAGUAUCCCUAGUGCAGGCCUGGUCACAAUGCUGCUGAUCCUGACCGCGGUCGGGCUGCCUACACAGGACAUCAGCCUGCUGGUGGCAGUGGACUGGCUCCUUGAUCGCUUCCGUACAUCGGUGAAUGUGAUCGGGGACUCGUACGGCGCAGGAAUCGUGUACCACUUGUCCAAGGAUGAGUUGGACACAUUUGACGCUCAGCAGAUGAGAAUGGACGAUUUUGAGGUGGCCAAAACCCAGUCAUACUUCGAAAACAACAGCAACCAGAAUGUAUACGCACACCACAACUCAAUCCUAAUAGACGAUUGCAAGGUGGGCUACGGCACAAACGGUAAGACGGACUUCUCUUUCAUCGAGGAGGGGCCCUGGAAAUGUGAAUAAAGGAGGCCUGGAGCUGCUGCGCCUUACCCUGAGUACCCUGAGUUCACCAACCCACUAAGUACAUCCUCCUACAGUAUAAACUUACCAAAGAACAUGCACUACACCCAGACUGUUUCAUGUGCUUCAUGGACAAUGGCUGGACAAUCCAGGGCCUUAUCGGUGUUGCUCAAGCUCCCUGUUCUCUGUCCUUCUGAGUGUGUGAGACUGGAUGUGUGUCUGAGGAGUCUAAGGAGUACACACACGUAUACUUGAGAACACAGGCCUGGUGCUGUGUUAAUUUCAGAUAAACAGCAGAUACCUGUAGUUUUGGAAACAACCCACUUGCUUUUUAACAUGUGUCACCUCAAGGCAUUUCAGCCUCCACACCACUGGACCGUGCCUCAGGUGAAUGAUGGUGUGUUUGUUCCCAGCUCACUUCUGAGAUGCUCACAGCAAAAAAUCUAUUUCUGUUUACUUUCAGAUGAAGCA
Molecule: messenger RNA, 2288 nt
Organism: Periophthalmus magnuspinnatus
Lineage: Eukaryota; Metazoa; Chordata; Actinopteri; Gobiiformes; Gobiidae
Product: excitatory amino acid transporter 2-like
Exons: 11
Coding region: 156-1820 (554 amino acids)
Biological process (GO): L-glutamate transmembrane transport
Cellular component (GO): plasma membrane
Molecular function (GO): L-glutamate transmembrane transporter activity; glutamate:sodium symporter activity; neutral L-amino acid transmembrane transporter activity
Source: RefSeq, a predicted model, not a curated record